This is a messenger RNA of Dichomitus squalens LYAD-421 SS1, 1905 nucleotides long. RefSeq lists its product as uncharacterized. Lineage: Eukaryota; Fungi; Basidiomycota; Agaricomycetes; Polyporales; Polyporaceae. The record is from RefSeq and is a predicted model, not a curated record. The coding region runs from base 17 to 1834 and encodes 605 amino acids. Gene Ontology annotation, molecular function: protein binding. The transcript has a single exon.
GGCAGCUACGCAACAGAUGAACCACAACCAUUACGAUAUGCCUCCAUUUCCCGAGUACGCAUCUCCGGUCCCAGCUGCAGAUAGUCUCGAUGGGCUCAGCAGCGACGAGAUCCGAGCCUGGACACUGUGGAAGUCGGAGGAGUAUCGUCUCCUCUCCUACACUAUGCUCUCCCUCUACAACGCCGCCGCGCCGAUCCACACACUCCCCACCGAGCUGCUGGUGAAAAUCUUCGGUCAAACGUGGCAGGACCGACGGAGCGUCCGUCUGACAUCUGUCUGCCGGCGAUGGCACUCCACAUACCGACUCACGUCUCAGUUCUGGGCGGCUGCGGUCUCAGGCCUUUCCUUCAAUUAUACCGAGACCGUGAUGGUCAGAAGCAGGGGCACCUCAUCAUCGACAUUGCCCUCUGAGCUUGUGAGUGCCUUCCUGGAAAGGUCCUCCCCAUGUUUCAUCCAUUCGGAGGUCGACCAAUAUUCCACGAACGCUACCGUGCUCGUUUCCAUCCUACCCGUCGAGCUGUCUAUCCAUGCAUGGCGAAUCAGUUCUCUGUCGUUCUCCGGGAACGCCAUGCUGUUGCCGGAUUUGCCCCAGCUGUUGGGGAGGAGCAUGCCGGCACUAGAGAAGCUCCGUAUCGUGGCACCCAUGGGCGGUGGACCGCUCACGCCACUCAGCUUCACCCGCCUACCUAAAAACAGCCUUCCCCACCUGCGCGAGCUAUCGGUCAGCCCUGGCGAACUGUUUCCUCAUUUUGCGGUUAGGUCGCUACGAAACGUCAGCUUGUCCGGCUGCCGUUCAAGCAUCCAGCCGCUGGAGUCCCAGGUUCUGCUACAGGCGUUGCGCAAGUGUCCCGAUCUUGAGACGUUGCAUUUCGGCGAUUACGUGGCCCCGUAUGAUUGGCCCGUGCUGCAUGAAGCAUGUGCUAUACACCUUCCUUCGUUGACGAAGCUCGAGAUUUUCGACACAAAGAGCUUGGCAGUCCUGGGGGCGCUCAGUGCUCUGUCUGUUCCUUCAACUGCGUUGAUUCAUGUGAGCGCAGAAGAUACAAGGGGCCUCUCUGACUUCCUACCGCAUCAUGUCUUUCAAAGAUACUCGUUCGACCGCGUUAUCCUCCGCAUAAACGAAUCCAGUUCAUGUCGAUUGGAGUGCUUUUCAGACCACUCUCAACCACUCUGGGUUUUGGGCUUCGAUUACCGGGGAUCUCUCGGCAAUCUUGGCCUGGAGGAAUACUUCCAGGGGAUGCAUGUCACCCACCUGGAGGUGCUCGACGCAUGGGAGGUCGGAGUGUUGAACGCCGACAGAAGUGGCAUUGACGACUGGGUCGUUGCUCUACGGGCAUUUCCCCAUCUGACCCACCUCACCGUUUGUGGGACAGACGGCCCUAACCUCGUCCUCCCGGCACUCGCUCGAUGCACCACAUCUUCCGAUCCUAGCGUCGCACGUCUCUCUUGCGCGAGCUUGACAAACAUAGCUCUCAGCUGGAAAAUCACAUCCCCGAGGGGUGACCCGAACGAGCCGACGAACCUCCCAGAAGGAUGCGAUGCGGCGACAUACCGCUCGUGGGAUGUUGAAGAACGCGUCCGAUGGAGAUGUUCGAUGAUGCAGCCCGUGUUCGAGGAGCGUGCGUUGAAUGGGGCACCCGAGUUGCAUACGCUUGAGUUCUGGGAGUUCGAGACGAGGAGGCGGAGGCGAUGGCAGCAGGAAGAUGAUGUGAAGGAUGGAGAACUUAUUCCUUCGACUCAUUGUGGUGAAACUAGCGCCCCCUGUCUCGCGCAGCUUCGAAGGGUCGUCGGCGGGCCUGUUGUGUAUAGGGGCCAUCUGUUGACGAAGGAAUAAGACACAUCAAUGAGCAGGAUUCACUAGCAUGUCAUACUAGGUGACUUACUAGUUGUACAUGUAAUUCGCUC